GGGGCAAGCCGGCUUUCCCAAAGAUGGCGGCGUUCGGAAUAUUGAGUUAUGAGCACAGGCCGUUGAAAAGGCCUCGGCUCGGGCCGCCAGACGUUUAUCCGCAGGACCCCAAGCAGAAAGAGGAUGAGCUGACAGCACUGAAUGUUAAACAAGGCUUUAACAAUCAACCUGCAGUAUCUGGAGACGAACAUGGUAGUGCAAAAAAUGUAAAUUUCAAUCCUGGCAAGAUCAGCUCCUACUUCAGCAGUAUAAUCGCAGAGAAAUUACGAUGUAACACCUUUCCGGAUACAGGCAAACGGAAGCCUCAAGUUAAUCAGAAGGAUAGUUUCUGGCUUGUCACAGCUCGUUCCCAACCUUCAAUACAUAACUGGUUUACUGAUCUGUCUGGAACCAAACCAUUAACACAACUUGCCAAAAAGGUGCCUAUAUUUAGUAAAAAGGAAGAAGUGUUUGGAUACCUAGCCAAAUAUUCGGUGCCGGUCAUGAGAGCUGCUUGGCUGAUAAAAAUGACAUGUGCCUAUUAUGCUGCUAUUACCGAAACAAAGAUGAAGAAACGUCAUGUCAUAGACCCUUGUAUAGAGUGGACUCAAAUCAUCACUAAGUACCUCUGGGAACAGUUACAGAAGAUUGCUGAAUCUUAUCGAGUGAUGUCUUCGCAGAAUUGUGGGACACCAGUACAACCCACAGUGCCUGAAGUGGAACAGGCCGUGAAACAGUGGGAAUAUAAUGAAAAGCUGGCCCUUUACAUGUUUCAGGAUGGAAUGCUGGAUAGGCAUGAGUUCCUGACCUGGGUACUUGAAUGCUUUGAGAAAAUCCGGCCGGGGGAGGAUGAACUUCUUAAGUUAUUGCUUCCACUGAUGUUACAGUACUCUGGAGAGUUUGUGCAAUCUGCAUACCUGUCAAGACGCUUGGCUUAUUUCUGUACUCGACGCCUGUCCUUGCUGCUUGGGGAUAGUAGUAGUAAUACCGUAACAGGAGGACACCAGACCCAUGUUAUGGCAGCACCCACAGGAAAUGCUUUGCCUCCAACUCCAACACCACCAACUAAUGGGGCUAGCCAGCCUCAAUCUCCAUUCAUGGAUUUUUAUAUUUGCCCACAGCAUCGCCCAGUUGUGUUUGGUUUAAGCUGCAUGCUUCAGAGCAUAGUUUUGUGUUGCCCAAGUGCAUUGGUGUGGCAUUACUCGUUGACUGAUUGCAGAAAUAAGACUGGAUCUCCCCUCGAUCUUUUACCCAUAGCGCCAUCCAGUCUGCCCAUGCCAGGAGGGAACUCUACAUUUACCCAACAGGUCCGAGCUAAAGUGCGGGAAAUUGAGGAACAGAUUAAAGAACGAGGUCAAGCUGUAGAGGUCAGGUGGUCAUUUGAUAAAUGUCAAGAAACUAAUGCAGGUUUUACUAUUGGUCGCGUAUUGCAUACACUGGAGGUGCUUGACAGCCACAGUUUUGAAAAAUCAGAUUUUAAUAACUCGUUGGAUUCGUUGUAUAACAGGAUAUUUGGAUCAGGGCAGAAUAAAGAUGGCCAUGAGAUGUUACCAGAUGAUGAUGCAGUUAUGACGUUGCUGUGUGAAUGGGCAGUGAGCUACAAGCGUUCAGGCAGGCACCGAGCCAUGGUGGUGGCAAAGUUGCUGGAGAAGAGGCAAGCUGAAAUUGAAGCUGAGAGAUGUGGUGAAUCUGAAGUGGUAGAUGAGAAGGGGUCUGUCUCAUCUGGUUCUCUUACCAGUGCCAGCAUUCCUGUUUUCCAAGAUGUAUUACUUCAGUUCCUGGAUACCCAAGCUCCAAUGCUGACUGAUCCUGGUAGUGAAAGUGAAAAGGCUGAAUUUGCCAACUUGGUACUCCUGUUCUGUGAGCUGAUCCGCCAUGAUGUUUUCUCUCACAAUGUCUACAUGUGCACGCUGAUAUCCAGAGGAGAUUUAUCCUCCGAGCAAAAUGUGCCCAGACCACGAUCGCCUGUUGAUGAUGCAGCAGAAGAACAGGACCGGAAGGAACAUGAAGGAAAUAUCAGUGUAAAGCUGGAGGAUCCUGGCUUAUCAGAAAGCAUGGACAUAGACCCAAACUCUAGUGCUAUUUUUGAAGAUGUGGAAAAGAAUGACUUUAAAAGUGAAUUUAGUUCUGAUUUUUCUAUGUUUUCUCCUUCAAUGCACUGUGAAUCGAAAACUAGUCCAUCCCCAGAAAAACCUGCUUCAGAAAAGGACGUGAAGCUGCUACAGAAAAUAAAUGAAGUAACAUUUCCAUCACCGUAUGACCAAUCAAGGCAUAUACAGUAUGCCACACACUUUCCUAUUCCUCAGGAAGAAUCAGCAAGUCACGAAUGUAAUCAGCGCCUGGUGGUUCUGUAUGGUGUUGGGAAACAACGUGAUGAAGCUCGGCAUGUAAUUAAAAAAAUAACCAAAGACAUCCUGAAGGUUUUGAACAAGAAGAGUACUGCAGAAACAGGUGGAGAGGAAGGACAGAAGCGGAAAAAAAAUAAACCGGAAGCCUUUCCUACAGCUGAGGAUAUAUUUGUGAAAUUUCAGCAUCUUUCACAUUUUGAUCAACAUCAAGUUACCUCUCAGGUGUCACGGAAUGUACUGGAACAGAUCACUAGUUUUGCCUUAGGAAUGUCCUAUCAUCUGCCUCUUGUUCAGCAUAUUCAGUUCAUCUUUGAUCUGAUGGAGUAUUCCCUCAAUAUCAGUGGACUUAUAGAUUUUGCUAUUCAGUUGCUGAAUGAAUUGAGUGUGGUGGAAGCAGAGUUACUUCUGAAGUCAUCCAGUCUGGUUGGCAGCUACACAACGGGUUUGUGUCUCUGCAUUGUGGCAGUCCUGCGACGUUAUCACUCCUGCCUUAUCCUCAACUCUGAUCAGACAGCACAAGUAUUUGAAGGUUUAUGUGGCGUGGUAAAGCAUGGUGUUAACCCAGCAGACUGCUCCUCUGCCGAGCGUUGUAUCCUUGCCUACCUCUAUGAUCUGUACACCUCCUGCAGUCAUUUAAAGAGCAAGUUUGGAGAACUGUUUGGUGAUGCCUGUUCCAAAGUCAAGAACACAAUCUACAGUAAUAUAGAUCCUUCUGACUCCAACAUGCUCUGGGAACCUGAAUUCAUGAUUGAUGCGAUUGAAAACCCCUCUGCCCACAAUUUCAGCUACUCCAUGCUUGGUAAAAUCCUGAAUGAUAACCCAGCCAAUCGCUACAGCUUUGUUUGCAAUGCACUCAUGCAUGUCUGUGUGGGGCAUCAUGAUCCUGAUCGUGUGAAUGACAUUGCUAUCCUGUGUGCAGAGCUGACUGCCUAUUGCAAGGCUCUCAGCGCAGAGUGGCUUGGUGUGCUUAAGGCACUGUGCUGUUCAUCUAAUAAUGGAACUUGUGGCUUCAAUGAUCUUCUCUGCAAUGUUGAUGUGAGUGACUUGUCAUUCCAUGACUCUCUGGCUACAUUUAUAGCGAUUUUAAUAGCCAGGCAAUGUUUAUUACUGGAGGAUCUGAUACGUUGUGUGGCAAUCCCAUCACUCCUUAAUGCAGCAUGCAGUGAGCAAGAUUCAGAACCUGGUGCUCGCCUAACGUGCAGAAUCCUCCUUCACUUGUUUAGAACACCACAGUUGAACCCUUGUCAUCAGGACAGCCAUAAACCGACUGUUGGGAUUCGUUCAUCUUGUGACAGACAUUUGUUGGCAGCAUCACAGAACAGCAUUGUGGUUGGAGCAGUUUUUGCUGUUCUGAAAGCUAUUUUUAUGUUGGGUGAUGCUGAAUUGAAAGGAUCUGGAUUUUCACAUUCUGGUGGAAUGGAGGAACUUGCAGAUGAUGACGUAGGAGUGAAAAAAUCUGGCAGUCGGACUGUUUCGAUUGAAACAGCCAGUUUAGAUGCUUAUGCUAAAUAUGUGCUGAAGAAUAUCUGUCAGCAGGAGUGGGUGGGUGAGCGCUGCCUUAAGAGUUUGUGUGAGGAUAGCAGUGCUCUGCAAGAUCCAGUUCUGACAAAUAAGCAAGCUCAACGCCUCUUGCAACUGAUUUGCUACCCACACCGCCAGCUGGAUAGUGAGGAAGGGGACAACCCACAACGUCAGAGAAUCAAACGCAUUCUGCAGAAUCUUGAUCAGUGGACAAUGAGGCAGUCAUCACUGGAACUGCAGCUUAUGAUUAAACAGAGCAUCAUCAGUGAAAUGAAUUCUUUGUUGGAAAACAUUGCCAAAGCCACCAUUGAAGUAUUCCAAAAAUCAGCAGAAAUGAAUUCCUCCAAUCUAAGCAGUAAUGGAAUCAUGAAUGCAGGGGUACCUAUUUUUAGCACCAGCAGCAUAAAUGGAAAUGCCACCAGCAAAAUGAAACCAUUACUUAGCUCAUCAGAGCGGACGGGUGUCUGGCUGGUGGCACCAUUGAUUGCAAAAUUGCCAACAUCUGUCCAAGGUCAUGUACUGAAAGCAGCUGGUGAGGAAUUGGAGAAAGGUCAACAUCUAGGGUCAUCCUCAAGGAAGGAACGAGACCGGCAGAAACAGAAGAGUAUGUCUCUUCUGAGCCAACAGCCGUUUCUUUCUCUGGUUUUGACAUGCCUGAAAGGGCAAGAUGAGCAAAGAGAGGGUCUUCUCACAUCCCUUUACAGCCAGGUCCAACAGAUUGUAACAAAUUGGCGUGAAGAUCAGUACCAGGAUGACUGCAAAGCCAAACAGAUGAUGCAUGAAGCCCUGAAACUCCGCUUAAAUCUUGUGGGUGGGAUGUUCGAUACAGUCCAGCGUAGCACGCAGGGCACCACUGAGUGGGCUGUUCUUCUCUUGGACAUAAUUAGCAGUGGAACAGUUGAUAUGCAGUCCAACAAUGAGCUGUUCACUACAGUCUUGGAUAUGCUGAGUGUUUUGGUUAAUGGAACUCUGGCAGCGGAUAUGUCAAGCAUCUCGCAGGGCAGUAUGGAGGAGAACAAAAGAGCCUACAUGAAUCUUGUAAAGAAACUCAGGAAAGAGCUUGGGGACCGACAAUCAGAAAGCUUAGAGAAGGUGAGACAGUUGUUACCACUUCCCAAACAGACAAGAGAUGUCAUCACUUGUGAACCCCAAGGCUCUCUAAUUGAUACCAAAGGAAACAAAAUUGCUGGUUUUGAUUCAAUAUUCAAGAAAGAGGGGCUACAGGUCUCCACUAAACAGAAGAUUUCACCUUGGGAUGUGUUUGAAGGGAUGAAGCACUCUGCUCCUCUUUCUUGGGGCUGGUUUGGAACGGUUCGUGUUGAUCGUAAAGUGACCAAAUUUGAAGAACAGCACAGGCUCCUAUUGUAUCACACACAUCUAAAACCAAAGCCUCGUAGUUACUAUCUAGAACCACUGCCACUUCCCCCGGAGGAAGAAGAACCACCUGUGCCAGUCAUUCCAGAACCGGAAAAAAACCCAUCAGAACCACCAAAGCUGGAAAAACCUAAUACUACUGAAGAGAAGAAAAAAAAACCACCCAGAAAGAAACGACUGCCUCCUAAUAAAUCUGAGCCACAUAAUUGUGGUUCUGGAGCCACAUGUAAAUCAGAUCAGUUGGAUUUGCCUUCCAGUGCACACAGAGUACCUCCCUAUGGUGGUGGUGUUCCUGCUGAUCUCAUCCCACAUCAGACAAGUAACCACUAUACUAGACUUCCAUAUGGACAGCCUAGUGUAGGGAUAUAUGCACAGAACCAGCCUUUACCAGCAGGUGGACCCAGAUUAGAUACAAUUCCAUACAGAUCUGUGCGGCCUCCGUUCUCCAAAAUGGUGCAGAACCGACCACCAUAUAGCACAGUGAUGCCCCCUAUGGGUGGAAUGAUGGAUCCAUCACUUUACAAACCUGCCCAAUACAAACAACAACCUCCAAUCCCGCAAGGCCAAAUGCUCCGUCAGCAGCUGCAUGUCAGACUGAAUUCUAGUGGAAUGUAUGGACAACAGGUACGUCAAGCAAACCCAGCUCAGCAAUAUGGACCAAUGUCACAAGCCCAGAAUAUUUCCCAAGGCUACACAAAUUAUGGAUCUCAUUUGGGGAUGCAGCCACACCCUUCGCAGACCAGAGGCAUGAUUCCUCCUGCCUAUUCUAACCAGCCAUACCAGGGUGGUCACACAGCCAAUAACCCUGUGCUGGCAGAUCAAGUUCGGCAGAUGCAGCAAAGACCAAGUGGCUAUGUUCACCAGCAAGCUCCAGCUUAUGCACACUCCAUACAAAGCACACAGAGGCUAACCCACCAACCCAUGCAACAGACAUCAAUGAUGACAGGAAUUAGUCAUAUGACCCCACAAAGUGUUCAUUCAACUUUGAGGACUAAUCAACUGGAUCAGGAGCAGCAGUACCUACGUCAGCAACAGCUCCUGAGGCAGCAGCAGGUACAGCAGCAGCAACAGCAGCAACAGCAACAGCAGCAACAACAACAACAAGUUCAGCAGCAACAGCAGCAACAAGUUCAGCAACAACAGCAACAACAGGCUCAGCAGCAACAGCAACAACAACAGGCUCAGCCCCAACCACAGACACUGGGGAUGCAGGCCAUCCCACCUCAGCAGUCUAUGUUCCAGCGACAAGGAAUGCAGCAGACACAACAGCAACAACAGACAGCGGCACUGGUUAGGCAGUUGCAACAGCAGCUUUCAAAUUCACAACCACAGAAGAAUGCAAACCCAUACUAUUAAUGCUGGAAUCUCCUGAAAUAAUUGUUCACCUCUUGGCCUAUGCCAGAUUUUGUCUACUGUUCUCCAAAGGAAUGUCACUGCUGUGACUCAAGCUGUAGUGUUGGACACAGAGACUGACUUUCUUAUGGAAUUGGCUCCUUAAUUGACCAUAUCCUCAUGUACUUAACGGGUUGCUCUCAAUGCAUGUGUAUUCAUGAUUAGAAAAAUUGUUUUUCAGCAUUAAAAAGCUGAGAGAUGCUGGUAUAUUUUUCCAAUCCUCCUCCUCUAUUCCAUCCCAUCCUGUCCUCUUCAAUGAGGUGACCAGGAAGGCUGAACCAUUGGACAUCUGUGCUCAACAACAGUACUUCAGCUGAUGUGCAUUUAACUGACAAGGUUGCCGUAGAUCUUGCACCUGAAGAGCGAUCCAGCACAAUUUGUAAACCUUGCAGGUCUGCUAGUUAUUGCCAAUGAUAGAGAUUCACAGGAGAUCAUCUUGUUAUUGAGACUGACUCUCCCAGCAGCUACACCAGCGCUGUUUUUUUUUUUAAAAACAUAUAUAUAUUUUUAUAUAUAUAUAUAUAUAAAUAAAUUUAUACAUUUGUGUAUAUGUAUACAUAGAAAGCACUCUAUGAACAUUUAUUUUUGUUUGUUUUCAUUAAUGUUUCAUAUUGAUGCUCUUUAAACAAAAGAACACAAGGAAUUAUUGACCAUUUUUCUCUUAUGCUUGGAAAUCACUGACCUGUUGUGGUAUGACUCAAUGGGACCAUCAGUUUGGUAGUUCUCCACAUGACCAUUUUUCAUAUGUGAACCUAUACAUAGGCUGCUUAAGCACAUGCACCGUCAUAGCUAAUCUAGGAGUGCAGCUUCCACGUUGGGUUGUUAGAUAAUGAUCAGAAGCCAGAAUAUGUGCCUUGGCAUAUUAACAAAAGGAACAAUUUUAUAAAGUUUAAAAAUAAAUAUUCCAACCUGUUUUGCAGAAAUAAAAUGCAAAAUGGUUUUCAGAUAGGUCAUCACUUGUCAUUUUAACACAUUCUAGAUUAAGAACUGAGCUGUAAAGUUUGUAUGUACACUGGGGAGAAAUGAUGGUUCAGAAAGACCAUAAUGGAUGAAGAAUAAACUUUAGUUGCCACUGCAUCUUUUUCAACUAUAUGCUUGUAUUUGUUUCUUUGGUUAAUUUGAGGGGGUAAAACAGCAUCUCUCAGUCUUCUAACAGUUAUAAGGACAAUAAACAUGAUAGUUUAUUGCAUAUGUUUGCCACGUUCAAUGAUCUGCAUGAAUUCAGAGUGCCCAGUGAAAGUAAGGCCUUUUAUAAUAGAGAUAAAGUAGUCAAUGAAGUACUGUUGAUGUUACUGCAUUCUUCAAGAAUGCUUUUGUAGUUCAUUUAUUGGCUCCUAUCAUUCCCUAACAUGACUUGCCUGGUUGACAACAAAAUUUAUUAGUAGAGAAUUAACAGUUGUAUUAUUUUCCAAGUGUGGAGCUACCAAAAUUCUCUCAAUGAUGGGGUUAAAUUGAGAAACUUCAGAUGUUGGCAUCACGACUUCUGAAAAUUCAUAUUUAUCACCCCAGUGCAUUUCUAAAUUUUAGCCUCCAAGGCAGUUUUCAGUUUGUCCACCCACUGAUUUUUCUUGAUUUUUUUAGAAAAGUUAUGGAUUACCUAUUCUACUUGAUGCAGAUCUUCAACUUUGCAUGAACUUUGGCUCAUUUCAAAGGUUUUUUUUCCACACAAAUUUGUUUUCGAAAGUUGCGGGUACCAGAAGAAGCACAAAGUGCAGAGCACAUAAUGCUUUAACAGAUAUCUUAAGCAUCAUGGAAGUAAACUACUGAAAUUGCAUAAAUCUACAUGGGUGGGAAUAGAGAGAGGGGAAGGUGGCAGGAAACUCUCCCAAAUACCUGUUUAUGAAAAAAUUCAUGGAAUAGGUUACAAGUAAUGUAUAAUAACUUUCUUUCCCACAAAGAUGUAGUACAGUCAGCCUGACAGAUAAAAGAAUAUCACACUGUAUAGAAAGAAUACUGUGUCUUGGUUUGUAAAACUGUGCCCACAUAUUAAAAAUUAUGUACAUUUUUUGGUAAUUGAUUUCUUUUUCUUUAAGAUAUUCUAAUGUAAAGAUAAAAUUCAAGAUAGUGUAUGUAUAAAAAUUGUACAUGUGCUGUUUUUAUAUAUAUAUAUAUAUAAACACAAACCAAGGUCAACAUGAUCGAGAUGACAAAGUGAAUCCGCAGACC
This is a messenger RNA of Stegostoma tigrinum, 8780 nucleotides long. It is a transcript of the gene med12, whose product is annotated as mediator complex subunit 12. Gene Ontology annotation, cellular component: mediator complex. The record is from RefSeq and is a predicted model, not a curated record. Gene Ontology annotation, biological process: regulation of transcription by RNA polymerase II. The transcript is spliced from 45 exons. Gene Ontology annotation, molecular function: beta-catenin binding; transcription coactivator activity. Lineage: Eukaryota; Metazoa; Chordata; Chondrichthyes; Orectolobiformes; Stegostomatidae. Bases 24 to 6578 code for a protein of 2184 amino acids.